Messenger RNA from Lemur catta (Ring-tailed lemur), 2164 nucleotides. It is a transcript of the gene ZNF713, whose product is annotated as zinc finger protein 713. The transcript is spliced from 6 exons. Bases 1 to 1827 code for a protein of 608 amino acids. Gene Ontology annotation, molecular function: DNA-binding transcription repressor activity, RNA polymerase II-specific. Gene Ontology annotation, biological process: negative regulation of transcription by RNA polymerase II. Lineage: Eukaryota; Metazoa; Chordata; Mammalia; Primates; Lemuridae. The record is from RefSeq and is a predicted model, not a curated record.
AUGGAAAAUCUAUUGGAGGAAAUUAGUGUGGAAAACUUCCCUGGUAUUGCCAGAGAUCCAAACAUCCAGCAUCGGGACAUUCUGUGGGGGCUGAGGGCCGAGGCCCGCACCUCCCCGAGCAGCCCGGGUCUUGGGAAAAGCGGACCCCGGGAGCCGGUGGCAGUUACCAGACCCGACAAUGUGGGACGCUGUCGGCCCACGGCGUCGCUGGCGCAUGCGUAUCGGGGAUCCGAAGCCAGCGCGGCCCGGUCGCCAUUGCGGGAAGGCUGUCGUCAGAGCCGGCCUCGCCGGCUGCUGGUCCACCCCCAGGAGCCCAGGCACCCGGCGUCAUUGGCUCCGGCAUGGGGGCCCUCAGCACCCUCUCCCGCCUGGGCCCGGACUAGCGGCGGGACGACGGCGGCGUCAAGGGGCGGAGCCUCGCGCUGCGCCUUUGUCCGGGAGGCUGUUAUGCCUUCUCAGCAUGCUGUUCUUUCUCAGGAAGGGAACAUGGAGGAGAAAGAAAUGAGUGAUGGAUCACAGCUAGCCAGGUCCCAGGAAUCACUGACAUUCCAGGAUGUGGCUGUGGACUUCACCAGAGAGGAGUGGGAGCAACUGUACCCUGCUCAGAAGAACCUCUACCGAGACGUGAUGCUGGAGAACUAUAGGAAUUUAGUCGCACUAGGGCAUCAACUUUAUAAACCAGAGGUAAUUGCUCAAUUGGAGCAAGAGGAGCAGUGGAUGAUAGAAAGAGACAACCCCCUGGACACCCAGCCAGAUGGGGAAAACCGACCUGAAAUCAAAAAGUCAACUCCAAACCAGAAUAUUUCUGAUGAAAAUCAAACCCAUGACAUGAUAAUGAAGAGACUAACAGGAGACAGUUUCUGGUACUCCAUCUUAGGAGGACUCUGGGAUUUUGAUUACCAGUUAGAGUUUAACCAAGGAAACCAGCAGAGACAUUUAGGACAACUAUCUCUCACUCACAAAAAGAUCACCCAGGAAAGAAGACUUGAAUGCAAUAAGUUUGCAGAAAACUAUAAUCUGAACUCAAACCUUAUGCAUCAGAGAAUUCCUUCAAUUAAAAUACCUCUUAAUUUUGACACACAAGGAAAUAACAUCAAACAUAAUUCAGACUUGAUUUACUGUCAGGGAAAUUAUGUAAGAGAGAAGCCCUAUGAAUAUAAUGAAUGUGGAAAAAUCUUCAAUCAACAUAUUCUUCUUACUAAUCAUAUUCUUACUGGGGAGAAACCCAGUGAAUGUGGGAAGGCCUUCAGCCACAACUCAUCUCUUAUACAACCUCAGAUCAUCCUUACAGGAGAGAAGCCCUAUAAGUGUGAUGAAUGUGGGAAAAGAUUCAGCCAAAGGAUACAUCUUAUUCAACAUCAGAGAAUUCACACGGGAGAAAAACCUUUUAUAUGCAAUGAAUGUGGGAAAGCCUUUCGACAACAUUCAUCCUUUACUCAACAUCUGAGAAUUCAUACUGGAGAGAAGCCCUAUAAAUGUAAUCAAUGUGGUAAAGCCUUUAGCCGUAUCACAUCCCUUACUGAACAUCAUAGACUUCAUACUGGAGAGAAACCUUAUGAAUGUAGUUUUUGUGGCAAAGCCUUCAGCCAGAGAACACAUCUUAAUCAACAUGAGAGAACUCAUACAGGAGAGAAACCCUAUAAAUGUAAUGAAUGUGGGAAAGCCUUUAGCCAGAGUGCACACCUUAAUCAACAUAGGAAAAUCCAUACUCGAGAGAAAUUAUGUGAAUAUAAAUAUGAGAAAACAAUAAGCCACAGUCCUUCACUUAGUCCUUCACUUACUCAACAACACAUAACUCAUGGUGGAGAAAACCAUAUGAAUAUAUAAAUAUGGGAAAUUUUGGGGUCAGACCUUUUUAUCCCAUUCAAUAUCAAAUUAUUCAUAGUGGAUAGAAAGUUUAUAAAUAAGCUUUUAGUGCAUAGAAACCAAAUAGAGACCUUAAACUAGCAGCAUAUUACAUUCCCAAGAGGGCUUAUAAAUAGUGAAAAUCACUUAUUUUAUAAACAAGAUUAUAUUAAGAGUCAUGUUCUAAAUCUGAUUUUAAAAACUUUUUAAAAAAAUAACCAGAAAUCCCGUAGGCAAUAACCUAUAAUGAUUCAACUGUAAGGUUUAUGGUAUAAAGACUUUAAAUCAUAUAAACAUUGAUUAUUCAAGGAAUGCUAUA